UGGUCGUGUGGGACCUCUUGGUGCUCGUGUUCCGCAUUCUGUGCUUCAAGCCGGCCGUCAUCGUGAUCUGAGCAACCAUGGAGCAUAAAGGCCUCGACCCCACCGACGUUUACUGAGCGUGGCCUCCUACUAGGCCUCUUCACUCACCACUACCUUGCCCCCGCCUCACGGUGCUCCCGUAGCAUCGUCACCACUCACUCACUCUCGCGGCCAUUUACCAUGAGCUUCGCUAUGGAUCCCCUGGAUCCCACGGGUAUAUACUGAUGGAGCAUCACUGCUUGCCUGAUAAUGGCGAGGCUCGUCGCUGCUGCUUCCUCGCUCCUACAGUUCCGCCUCGCCCUGCUGUCCUUGCUGGCAGCCUCCUCCCUGGCGCUCCUCCCACACCUUCCAGAUGGCGACGUUGUGGACGAGAAUAUCCUGUGGAAGGGCGCGCCGCAGCCACUCAGCUUCCCAGAUGCUGUGAGACUCUUGCAGCUCCUGCAGCUGCAGCAGCAGGAGGGACAAGACCAGAGCGCAGAGGGCCGCGCCCAGCUGCAGGAUGCAAGAUUCAUGAGCAUCACUGACGGAGGUUACUUCAGAGGAGAGCUGAUGGUGUACGUACCAAUCACCGUAUUUCUUCCCACGUUUGCCUUCCGAUCUCGUUAUUCAAUGGCGGGGAAAAAGCACAAAUCUGAUUGGUCGAGCUUCUUUUUCGGGACUGGCCAGUCCCGCUUAGGGGAUGGCGAGGGGGAUAACGUGAAGGAUAUCAGAGGUCCCGGGGAUAGACUCGUGGUCCAAGAGCUGGAGUACGACCCUGGCCACCCACAGUACUUGGAACACAGAGAGUUGGGAGCGUUGUUGUCCCGGAUGGACGCAUACUUCCACUACCUGCGGGUCCACGACCAUCACUGCCGCAUGCGGCUACUCUGCCAGCUGGCCCGCCACCCCUCCACCUUCACACCCCUGUCACACCUGCUUCUCUCACCCCUCAAGAAGAGUGAGUCGUUGUCCAUGGUGUCGGCGAACAGCCCGGCCGUGUUCCGCUUCUUCCGGUACUAUUGGGCAGCUGAGAGGGGCGUGGCGGGCGCGGACUGUGGCCACGCCUACAGCCAGUGCCCCGCUGACCUUGACGACAUCGUCAACAUGCGUGUGCUCAACUUCUGGCAGAACCUCGCCUCCUACGUCUCUAUCCACCUGAGUGAUGAGUGAUGGAUGGUGCGUCUACCUGUCUCACGGUGCCUCCUCAACUCUCACCUGGGUGCGUCUGGGGUACUCCCCAGGUGCCUUCUGUUGCCACUGAUGUUACCCCGCCCCUGGUGCCACCUGCCCCUGGUGCCACCUGCCCCUGGUGCCACCCGCCCCUGGUGCCACCCGCCCCAAGCUGCCACCCCUCCCCUACCACCCGUGUGCCCCCCAACCGUUCUUCCCCUCCCCCUACCACACCUGUAUGUUACCAGCCAGUCGCUAGUGCCUGUAGGGGCGGGUCAGUUGGGCUACCCCUUUCCCCGCCCCCACAACUUGUUACCAGCGAGUCACUACUGCCCUCCCUGCCCCAACGCUGCCCACUGGCCCUCCUCUCACAAGUUGCCACAACGGACUAUCGUUCCUGUUAAGUUUCCCCUUUACGGUUUGCAGUUUUCUGUGUUACUUAGGACCUAGAUGCCGUCACCCCAGGCCCUAAUGUGAUGAUGAUUUUUGUUCUCAAAAACCCUUGUUAAGUUUCCAAGCCCUGGCAGCCCUGGAAGCUGUGGCUGUAGGCACGAGGCCUCAGUCGUGGCUUCCUUCGUGCACUGCCCUAGAGGAUCUCCUCCACAAGUGUGUGGUGUUUUGGUGUGACGUGUUUAACCUGUGAUAUAUUAGUUUAUUUUGAUGUGUCUGACCCGCCUGUUACCGGCGCCAACGGCGCUUGCCCACCGACCUGCAUCAUUGUUGACCUCCCGACACCUCUGUCACCUCUGCCAGUCAUCUCCCGUCACCUCUGUCACCUCUGUCAGUCACUUCCCGUCACCUCCAGUCACCAGUUCCGUUGCUUUUUCUAAAUCUUUGACGAACAGACAGGCGUUAUUUUUCGUCUAUGGAGACGGUCUGCGUACCUGGCGUCUCUCACUUCACUAGUGUAUUGAAGAGGUAUAUUACCUGGUGAGCAGCGUCCACGGACCACACCGUAAUUCACGCUCAGUCUUCGGCCUUGCCGAGUAAACCAUGUUAUUAUCUUCCUUGUUUGGUGGACGUUCAAGAUCAAACCAUUCUGUGACUUGCUUUACACAGUGACCUUUAUAACCAAGCAUUAGUACGACUCACUCUACUCGCCGAGCGGCGUGAUUAAUAAUGUCGACUCACAAUACUCAGCGAUUUUUAGAGUGAAAAUAAUUUUCAUUACUCGUUGGCUCUCACGAUUGACGUUAUGGAUCCACUUCUGUAAUCGAAAUAUGUUCACUCGUAUUGCUCAUUAACCUUGUGAUCAAACCAGACCAGCGGACCCCUCUGACCAGACCCACCGGUCUCCACGACCAGACCUGACAAUGACUCAUUACUCACCAAUCAACAUAUCCGUUUAAGCUUCCAGACACCGCCAGUAUUCACCGUCUCUCCGACACACUCACGCACCAUCAUAUCCUAACUACUGAAUCUAACGAGGAAAGCUAACUGACGUCACUUGAGUAAAUCCUUUGACUCCAUGACCCACGAAUGAGUAAAUUGGAAUGACUGGCCUCGAGUGAGUAUACAUUUGACCUCAAUCACGCAUGACCUACCUCUGUGACCUCCUGAUAUUUAACAUCUGACUCCAAAAGAGCUGGCAGCCCCCUCUCCCCCCCUCACUACUGCUACCAGUCCAGUCAUGUGUGUGAGAUAACACUGAUCAAACACUGCGUUGUCACCACUAAUUAUUUUAAUGUUCCAUCAAAGAAUCUACUUUAGUUUGACCUUGUUUCUGAUGACUUUCCCGCAACAGAAAACUGGCAAGAAUAUUUAGGCGACGGAUCCCUAUGUUAAUAUUUGUAUGCAUGUGGAUAUAUUUAUAUUAUAUGUAACCGACUGAAAAAAAACUAGUUUUUCUUCAAGACGCUUAGAUAUGACUGUUCGUUCUCUGACUGGAUUAACAGAACCCACUAUCCGGAGUAACUGUUGAUCGGUUCAACAGACGUUGAACCUUACUAACCUGACAGUCAGUAAGUGGGACUGACUAGUCAUGACACAAUGACUGGACUGGACUGCAUAUUUGGAAUUAUGUACAAACCUGACUAUACUUGACAACAUGUAUGCACAAUCCUUAAGUGAAUCCUGGGACACCUUCUUGAGAAGAAGGUGACUGAAGGGAGCCUCUACUUAUUGGCCAAGAUGGAACUUGAAAGUUUAAACGUAAGAAAACAAAACACAGUAUGUACAUUAUGUACAAAGCUUUUAGACUUUAGACUUUGGUAGUCAUUUAGCGAGGGACUUUGGACUUUGAGGACGUGGCUGACUUGGGUGCACGAGUUGAGUAAUACUUUUGACAACAUGGCAAUAUGCAAAUGAGAAUCUCAUUUGCAUAUUGACAGAUCAGACAUUUAUUUAUUGUUUAGGUUAUAGCUUAGAUUCAGAUCGAUGUCAGUGGACUUACACUGAUGUCACUGGAUCAAAUGAACUGAUGCUACUGACCACAUCUGGACUCAUGAGAGUUGACUCCUUAGAGUAUUUUGUACCCAACUGAUCUGACUUCUGACACACACACACACACACACACACACACACACACACACACACACACACACACACACACACACACACACACACACACACACACACACACACACACAUAGGGUUUGAACUUGAACAAUAAUCAGCUCUUGAGGACUAAUUCACCGACUGCUACACUGAUACAUUCACUGAAGGCUGAAAAUUACAUGACAAAAUUCAUGCCUUCUCUACUGUUUUAAUUAAUAAUCGACUGUCAUAAGUAACUCACAAGCCAUUGAGCGAAUAUUACAAGUGACUCAAAGUAAUAGACUGGAUGACUGUAUCUUCCUGAAGAAGGAGCUGACUGGCCAACAACAAUUAACUAUACAUAACUUACAACUGCGGUACCAAGCCACGUACAGAGUGACUGGUGGUGCGUGAGGGUCAGUCUCACACUCUCCUCACUGACUGGUGAAUGACUGGCAAGAGGCGGCGAUAGACUUUAGUGGCGUAACUCUUCUCAGGGACAAACUGAACGAAUGACAUUCGACUGAUUUCCUGCAUGACUGUUGUGUACUCUUGAUCUAAGUAUUACCCCCCCCCCCCCCCCC
Messenger RNA from Procambarus clarkii (red swamp crayfish), 4247 nucleotides. RefSeq lists its product as uncharacterized. Lineage: Eukaryota; Metazoa; Arthropoda; Malacostraca; Decapoda; Cambaridae. The record is from RefSeq and is a predicted model, not a curated record.